Molecule: messenger RNA, 1066 nt
Organism: Nanorana parkeri
Lineage: Eukaryota; Metazoa; Chordata; Amphibia; Anura; Dicroglossidae
Gene: ESD
Product: esterase D
Exons: 10
Coding region: 119-967 (282 amino acids)
Biological process (GO): formaldehyde catabolic process
Cellular component (GO): cytosol
Molecular function (GO): S-formylglutathione hydrolase activity
Source: RefSeq, a predicted model, not a curated record
CUGGCUGCACUCUGCUUGCUGGUCUCGUUGAUGACAGUCGGGCUGUGGAGUUGUGUGCUCCAGUUUAUACCGACCAUAAAAGUAUCAGCACAUCGAAAUACAGCACUUACUGCAGAAUAUGGCACUGAAACAGAUUUCCAGCAAUAAAUGCUUUGAGGGUUACCAGAAAGUCUUUGAACAUGACAGCACGGAACUCAAGUGUAAAAUGAGAUUUGCCAUCUAUUUACCCCCUAAAGCUGAAACUUCCAAAUGUCCAGUUGUAUACUGGCUUUCAGGGCUAACGUGUACUGAACAAAACUUUAUCACAAAGACUGCCUUCCAUCAAGCUGCUUCAGAAAAUGGCCUGAUCUUGGUGGCACCUGACACCAGUCCACGUGGCUGCAAUAUUGAUGGAGAAGAGGAAAGUUGGGAUUUUGGUACCGGUGCUGGCUUCUAUGUUAAUGCCACCGAGGAGCCAUGGAAAACUAACUAUAGAAUGUAUUCUUACGUAGUGGAAGAGCUUCCGCAGCUCAUAAAUGGAAAUUUCCCAACAAACCCAGACAGAAUUUCUAUUUUUGGACAUUCCAUGGGGGGCCACGGUGCUUUAAUCUGUGCUCUGAAGAACCCUGGGAAAUACAAGACUGUCUCAGCCUUUGCACCAAUUUGUAAUCCCGUCCAAUGCCCAUGGGGGCAGAAAGCUUUCGGUGGAUAUUUGGGUUCUGACUCUAGUAAAUGGGAGGCAUACGAUGCAACACAUCUGGUGAAGACUUACUCAGGAUCACAGCUAGACAUAUUAAUUGACCAAGGGAAGGAUGACCAGUUCCUCUCCGCAGGACAGCUUUUGCCUGACAACUUUAUUGCAGCUUGCACUGAAAGAAGAAUCCCCGUGGUCUUCAGACUGCAGGAGGGCUAUGAUCACAGCUACUUCUUUAUCACUACGUUUAUAAAUGAUCACAUCAAACACCAUGCAAAAUAUCUGAAUGCGUAAGAUUACAGAAGAUUGUCAUUGAUCCACAAUGAGGAAAAGAGAAAGAUAAAAAUCAUUGGCUUCAUUGUAUAGGAAAUUAAGUGGAAUGUCCUCCGAUGU